AUGGCUCCGUUUCGUUUAGGUGGCACUGGGAAAGGUGGCGCCCAUUUUUCCAAUUCUCAAGAUGGAGAGGCUGGCUUGAACGAUUCAAGCAAAGAUGAUGCUUAUUGUCAUGGAAGCGAUCAUGAUAAUGAUAAAUACGAUAUUAUAAUAAUUAAAAUUAGUAAAAAUGUUUUUCAGGUAGAUAUAGAUUUGGAAGAUGACCUUAUAGUUAAACAAGUAGUUGAAGAACUAGUGCUUGAGGUUAUAAAUACUAAUAAAACAGAUUUCUCUGUUUUCAAAUCUGAAGAUAUUGAUUCUGGUGAUGAUACUUCUGAUUAUUAUGAUUUUGAAAUAAAUAAAUCUUUUGAAGUAAAGACUACCAAUUGCUCUCUGGAAUCAAUUAGUUACACUGAUUACUCUCCAGAAUGUUCUGUUAAUAAGUCAUCUGAAGUGAAUAAUAGUGGCAACGAUAACCAUGAAUAUUCUUUAAAUAAAAAGAAAGAUCAGGUUGUAAACAGUGCAAAUAAGAGUAAACAGACCAUGGAAAAAAAUACUGAAACAAAAUUAGGAAAUAAGUUAACAGGAUAUAUGAAAGCAGGAAUGAUCUCUUCAGCUGAUGAAGUGACGUGCCCAUGGCUUCAGAAAAAACACAACAAAGACAGCUCAAUUUUUUAUUUUUCAUGGUUAUGUUUAAAGUUGGCAAAAUCGAAAAGAGCCUUUUUUUCCAGCAAUGAAACUGAAAACAAAAAAUAUGCAAACUGAGGAAAAGCAAUAUAUGGUCAGAUGAUGAAGAGGUUCAUUUUGAGGAGACCUCUGGAAGUUCACAAUUCCAAAACUAUUCUGAGAAUUUCAAGCAAAAGUAAUGAAAUACUUGAUCAAACAAGAUCAAAGGCUUGAAAGUAUUGAGAAAAUUUUACUUAAUUUAACAUCUUAAACAGUUGGAGUAACUAAAGAAGUAUCCCCAGUAUGUGAUUUGACUGAGUUACACAAUUUAGAGAAGAAAAUAGAAGAUGAAGAAGAAUUUAAUAAACUAGUUUUAUCACUCUCUGCUGCUGGGGGUAAAGAUGUUAAAGAAUUUGUGAAGAAUAUUAUGGAAAGGU
Hydra vulgaris (swiftwater hydra) is the source of this 1079-nucleotide messenger RNA. RefSeq lists its product as uncharacterized. The record is from RefSeq and is a predicted model, not a curated record. Lineage: Eukaryota; Metazoa; Cnidaria; Hydrozoa; Anthoathecata; Hydridae.